Molecule: messenger RNA, 2410 nt
Organism: Bombyx mori (domestic silkworm)
Lineage: Eukaryota; Metazoa; Arthropoda; Insecta; Lepidoptera; Bombycidae
Gene: Gmer
Product: GDP-L-fucose synthase
Exons: 7
Coding region: 102-1145 (347 amino acids)
Biological process (GO): nucleotide-sugar biosynthetic process
Molecular function (GO): GDP-L-fucose synthase activity
Source: RefSeq, a predicted model, not a curated record
GGAGAGGCAAAAAGAAUUUAAGAUUUAUCUUUUUGCCUCAUAGAUCAAAGCCAUGUUUCUUUUAAGCAAAGUGAAAUAGAACAAAAUUGAAUUGAUUAAAGAUGAAAUUAAAUGGAUUUAAACGAGGUUCUCAAGAGGGCAAGAAGCAACGUCGAUUUAUAACUAUAAAGAUGAGUGACGGAAAUGUUGUUCUUGUGACCGGAGGCUCCGGACUAGUUGGUCAAGCAAUAAAGACAGUUAUAGAGCGCGACAGACAGAAACGAAAUAGUGAUUAUGAUAGUGAGACGUGGAUAUUUAGCGGUUCCAAGGAUGGCGACCUCCGAGAUAAAACUCAAACAGAAGCUCUAUUUGCUAAACACAAGCCUACCCAUGUAAUACAUUUAGCGGCAAUGGUUGGGGGACUGUUUCACAAUAUGGCACACAAUUUGGAUUUCUUUAGAGAGAAUAUGUCAAUAAAUGAUAAUAUUCUACAAGCGUGUCACAAAUAUAAUGUAAAGAAGGUUGUAUCUUGUCUCUCGACAUGCAUAUUUCCUGAUAAGACAACAUAUCCUAUUGAUGAGACUAUGGUACACAAUGGUCCACCUCAUAGCUCCAAUUUUGGAUAUAGCUAUGCCAAAAGAAUGAUUGACGUUUUAAAUCGAGGAUACAAUGAGUCUUAUGGUUGUAUGUUCACCUCAGUUAUUCCUUGUAAUGUGUUUGGGCCAUACGACAACUUCAGUUUAGAAUCCAGUCAUGUAAUACCGGCUCUUAUAAGGAGGAUGGAUGAUGCUAUGCAAAAAGGUGAUCCCACGUUCACAGUGAUGGGAAGCGGCAAACCACUGCGACAGUUUAUUUAUUCAUUAGAUCUAGCCGAGCUGUUCAUUUGGGUCCUCAGGAACUACAACAGUAUCGAACCUAUUAUCUUAUCAGUUGACGAAAAAGACGAAGUAACGAUAAGCAGAGUGGCGGAGAUGAUUAAGCGAGCCCACGGAUACGGCGGAGAUAUUGUCUAUGACACGACCAGAGCCGACGGCCAGUACAAGAAGACCGCGUCCAACACUAAACUCAGAACUUUGUAUGAAGAUUUCGAAUUUACGCCAUUCGAUAAAGCCAUAGACGAGACUGUCAAAUGGUUUAAAUUGAAUAAAAAUAGCGCUAGACUAUAAAGAUAAUUGCCAUAUUUUUUUGUGUGCCUUUUUGCAUGUUCUCCGAUACGAUAAAAGACCCACGCAAUGUAAAGAAAAAAAACCAAUCCAAUUAUUAAACAGCAUUAUAACUUGUAGUUUUAGUAAACUUAGAGCUUAGUAGUACCUACGUUAUUUGAUCAUUGAAAUUGUUUUAUACGUGUGCAAACAUUGAACACAUGACAAAAAGAUUACAAGAGGCCGCUUGUUUGAGGUUUGUUGAAUUAACAUAAGAAUUUACAAGAAAACCAACGAGUAUUCAUGUUUAGUUUACAAAAUUAUUAAGCUAUUGCAUAGCUUUUAUCGCGAGAUUUGAGCACGGCGACCGAAUCAAGGAAUUCCGUAACGCAAAUAAAACCUAACACCCCCCACUCCGCCUACCGUGUAGCUCGCUCACACAUUCACACAUUGCGCUUGUGUAGUGUUUGUGAAUAAGCGCGCGGCGUGACGUCGCACUGCACGCGCAUCAUGAAAAGUCUGCACAUCUCCCUCGCGCGGUCUAGCUUAUGAGUGUGAAGGGGACAGUUAAUGUUUUGCUUUUGUUAAUGUUUAUAAAUAUAGCGUGGCCUUAUUUUAUUAUUGUAUUAAUAUUAAUUUUUUUUAUUUAUUUUUUUAUUGCUUAGAUGAGUGGACGAGCUCACAGCCCACCUGGUGUUAAGUGGUUAUUGGAGCCCAUAGACAUCUACAACGUAAAUGCGCCACCCAUCUUGAGAUAUAAGUUCUAAGGGUCUCAAUUAUAGUUACAACGGCUGCCCCACCCUUCAAACCGAAACGCAUUACUGCUUCACGGCAGAAAUAGGCGGGGUGGUGGUACCUACCCGUGCGGACUCACAAGAGGUCCUACCACCAUUAUUAUCUAAUUAUAAUUGCAUAAGUUGAUAAAAAAGCUAUGCAAUAGCUUUACCGCGGCAGUCCCCGAGUGCCACGUGUUUUUUUUUUCAUUAUAGUUUUUGACGCAAAAAAUUCCAAAUUACAAUUUACAAUGAUAAUUAUUUGCCUCGUCCUUAAAGGUAAAGUUAAAAGUGAAAGGUCCAGAAGGUCCACGGGCAUGAAUUAUGCGCGAUAAUAUUAAAACAAUUUCAACUUUAUUAAUUUCAUAUAAAUUUUGCACCAUUAAGUUAAUAACCUAUUAUUAUGUAUCCUAAGCAUUAAAUAUAACAAAACUCAAUUUAAUCUGCAAAUUAUUUAUUAUUAAAAUAAACAAUACGAAUAUGAAAAUGUACAAUAAAAAAUAUUACUAAAAUGUU